GCUAUGAAUAGCGUUUUUUUCCACUCGUUCGAUACUGAACUGGCCUAAAGGAAACUCGCGUGCCGAUAUAGAAUUUCAGCAACAGUUCAAUUCUGAUUAGCGCGUUAACUCCUCAUUACAACAGUUGGUAAGUUAGUCGCUAAAAUUACGAAUCUUUCAAAUUGUGGUGGCGCUCUAUUUAGAUGGAAUCUAAAGUGGAUGAUCAUGAUCACAGAGUAGGUAGCCGCGGAAGAAAUACACAAAAAAGUACGUGCCGGAGUGCUUAUACGUACUUUAAGGAAUAUUGUAAUAGUACCAGUAUCCAUGGAUUUAAGUAUCUGGCAGAAGAAAGAUCCUUGGGAGAAAGGUUGUUAUGGAUAUCGUUGAUUACAUUGGCUUUCAUGGGCGUCGGAUACCUCAUUAGCCAAAUAUAUGCUAAAUACACUGAAAGUCCUGUAAUAGUAUCCUUUGCAACGAAAGAGUCACCAAUUUAUACGAUUCCAUUCCCUGCAGUAACCAUCUGCCCUACCACAGUAGCACAGAAGAAGCUGUUUAAUUUUACUGAUUUUGUAAGGAAGAAGAAAGCUAAAGAAAAGUUGACAAGCACUGAAGAACGAUAUGCCAAGUAUAUCUCCUACGUUUGUGACACGGACUAUGACUAUUUUCCAAAUGAAGAGUAUUUCACAGAAGAUUUUUAUCAAGCUUUGGAUGAGAUAAAAAUACCAGUGGAACAUUUCAUGGAACAAUGUAAAUUUAUGUCGCUUAGUGUUUCGUGCAGUGAAUGGUUUACUCCAAUAAUAUUGGAUGAUGGUGUUUGUUUUACCUUCAAUAUCCUCGACAAAUCCGCAAUAUAUGACUCUACAGUAGUACAAGUUAAAGAUUACCACAAGUCGUGGAAAACAAAAUGGAACGUAGAGGACGGGUACAAAAAUGUUAACAGUUCGGAUGAGUACCCUUAUAGAGCCUUUAUGGCUGGAGCUGAUAAUGCAUUAGAAAUUAUUUUGUAUCAGAACGAAACAGAUCUGGAUUAUUUGUGUGUAGACGAUUUUCAAGGAUUUAGCGUGAUUCUACACGCACCGUUUUCUAUUCCACAACUAAAAAGUCAAUUCUUUAUGGUUCCGUUUAACAGGGUAGUUAACGCUCUGGUUCUACCAAAGGUAAUGUCAACGUCUGAUAAAGUUAAAAUAUACAAACCUAAAGCACGUGAAUGUUAUUUUUCAACUGAGAAAAAACUGAAAUAUUUCAAUAUAUACGCACCAAGAAAUUGCAAGUUAGAAUGUCUAACUGAGUUCACUUUAAAAAUGUGUGGAUGUGUAAAUUUUCACAUGCCCCGAAAAAAUGAUACAGCUAUAUGUGGAAACGCUAAAUUUAAAUGCGUCAAAGACGCUGAGUAUUUAUUAAAACUGCAACAAUAUAACCUUCAAAUAGAAAACGAACAGAUGGACUUCUUUUGCGAUUGUAAACCAUUAUGUACGGAUGUCAGCUAUGACGUUGAACAAUCGCAAGCACCUUGGGAUCAAAAAGAACAAUAUAAAGCUGCUGGAGACAUGAAAGCUUUUGAUGCGAGCAUACGUUACUCCAAACUUUCUGUAUUUUUCAAACAAGAUUCUUUCUUAACCUCACAAAGAAACGAGCUCUACGGCCCAACAGAUUUCUUGGCCAAUUUUGGUGGACUAAUGGGAUUAUUUACAGGAUUCUCUCUGUUAUCAGCUGCAGAAAUUUUGUACUUUUUGUCAGUUAGAUUGUGCUGUAACUUUAGAUUAUAUAGAAGUGCGACAGGGAUCGGCGUAUAAAGGAUUAUUGUACUUGUGAAAGUUGUAUUUGUCACUUUAUUUAUUAAAUUAGGAAGCUUUAUUAAAAUAAUUGUGUUAAGCCA
Diabrotica virgifera virgifera (western corn rootworm) is the source of this 1855-nucleotide messenger RNA. Its product is annotated as pickpocket protein 28-like. The record is from RefSeq and is a predicted model, not a curated record. NCBI's taxonomy places the organism in Eukaryota, Metazoa, Arthropoda, Insecta, Coleoptera, Chrysomelidae. Gene Ontology annotation, cellular component: membrane. Gene Ontology annotation, biological process: sodium ion transmembrane transport. The coding region runs from base 183 to 1772 and encodes 529 amino acids. The transcript has 9 exons. Gene Ontology annotation, molecular function: ligand-gated sodium channel activity.